Molecule: messenger RNA, 5619 nt
Organism: Nerophis ophidion (straightnose pipefish)
Lineage: Eukaryota; Metazoa; Chordata; Actinopteri; Syngnathiformes; Syngnathidae
Gene: syne3
Product: spectrin repeat containing, nuclear envelope family member 3
Exons: 17
Coding region: 166-3144 (992 amino acids)
Biological process (GO): nuclear migration
Cellular component (GO): cytoplasm; meiotic nuclear membrane microtubule tethering complex; nuclear outer membrane
Molecular function (GO): actin filament binding
Source: RefSeq, a predicted model, not a curated record
CCGUGACUGGCAGGGUGGACAUGCUUAUUUACGAGGUGUCUGUGAAUGCGCCACGCCUGCUUUACUUCCUGUCUUCCAUAACUUCACCAAAAACAAAAACACAAAGGAAAAGGUUUUGUUCUUUCGUCUGUUGGCCGACAAUAAAGACGUGGCCUUGAAGUGGUCAUGACGCAGCAAGAGCAGCAGGACUUCAUGGAGCGACUGCAGGAGGCGCUGUCCUGGAUGAAAGCUGUGCAGGAGAAGCUGAGGACAAACGACAACACGGAGGGGCCGUGGGAUGCCCUGGAAAGUCGACUCAGGGAGACGGAGAAAAUCCACCACUCGAUGCACGACGGCCAGGUGAAGAUGGACAUGGCACAAGUUGCAGCUCAACAUCUUCUGGAGAAAGGAGAUGAAGAGCUGAGGACAAAUACCCAGGCCAAGCUCAAAGACCUGAAGAGCAGCUGGGAAGAAACAUGUACUUACACCAUCCACUGUCACAGCCGGAUCGAGUGGGUGUGGCUCCACUGGAGUGAAUAUUUAAAGGCCUACGAGGAGUUCAUGUUGUGGCUGAUGAAGCAGCAGUGCAGUCUGGACGUGACCUUGGAGCUACAACUGGGCCUGAAGGAGAAGUUGUGGCAGGUGGACCAGCAGAGGGUUAUGGUGAGCGACAUCCGUGGCCAAGCAGCGUUAUUGGAACGGCUGCUGGAUGAAGCUGCCGCGCUGCACAACAGAAUCCAAGACCCCUGUGUGGACCCUAAGACCCAGGAGAGACUGCAGGGGGCCUACAGUGACAUCACGACCAAGGCUGAGGAGCGUCUGGCGCUGCUCCAGAAGAUCGCUGAGGAGCACCAGACUUACCAAGGCUGCGUUCAGAGCUUUCAGUCCUGGCUGCUGUCCAAAACCAAGGAACUGACAGAUCUGAUGGAGAAAGAAGAUACCACAGAGAACAAACUCCAAGCCUUACGAGCGGUUGAUGAGAGCGUGGCCAGUGAGGAAAAAACCCUGCAACACAUCGAGGGCGUGUCCGAAGCGGUCCGAGUCAACAGCUCCCCCGCUGGAGCGGAGGUGGUAGUGGAGGAGGCUGAGGAGCUCAGGCUGGGCUGGCAGAGACUCAGACAGGGUCUGUGUGAGGCCGAGGACGGCCUGCGCUCCAGCCUGGAUGCACGCUGCGACUACAUGGCUCGUCGCCAGCGACUGGGGGAGGACCUUGGAGGCCUCAGGAUACGACUUCAGGGUCUGGACCAGGACUUGGACAAGGUGGCUGAUGUUGGGGAUGAGAAGGAUUUGACUGAAGAGCUGAUGGUCCGCCAGUGGAGAAAAUACACGGAUGUGAGAAAGGGUGUGGCUAUGGAAGAGACCCAAGUGGAGCACCUCAAGUCUCAGCUCAAGGAUCUCUUCAGGUUCUCCGAGGACUCUCGCCACAUCUCUGAUGAUGUCCUGGCAGUUGUCAAAGAGCACCAGAGUGUGAAAUGCAAAGCGGCAAGAUUGUGUUCAGAAUCCGAGUGUGUCCUGAGAAACACACUCCAGGACCCCUUGAUGUCCUUUGGCCAGUGGAGGCAGGCUGUGUCCCAGGUUCUGGAAACUUCUGCUGUGGUCACAGACUUCUCCCACAUUGUCAUGCUGCUUGAAGAAAUUGACCGGCUGUUGAAAGACAGUUUUCAGCUGCAGGAUGUUCUGAAGAGGCUGAAGACCAGGGAGGACUUGUUGGUGUCAGUGUUGGGUCCUGACAAGUGUGCUGCUCUGCAAGGUGAGCUGAGUGCAUCCAUGAGGGACAGACAACUGCUGCAUGAUCAACUGCUCCACAGACAAGGCAGGCUGCAGGCCUCCGUUUCAAGAGCUAAGGACUUUGGAGAUGCUUACAUUUUGAUGAGCUCCAAGUUGAGGGGCUUGCGAGACAGGAUGGUGCUAGUUGAAGUGCUCCAGCCUGACAUCCUGGCCAAGAAAAGUCAGUUUGACCAGUUGAAGGCGAUCCAGAAGGACCUGGAAGACUGCCAAGCACAGCUCACAUCUCUUGAAGCGCUCGUGUCCUCCAGUUCCAGCAACAGGACUCGCUUUGAAAAAGUCCACGCUGACUGGAAACAGCUUUGCAACACGAUUAAGGUGAAGUUGCAUGAGAGUGAGCGGAGUAUCGAAGAUCACAAAAGCUUCCAUGAGAGUCUCCUGAACAUGGAGAAGUGCUUGAUGGUCCUGAAGCAGAAGGUGGAGUCCUUUAAGAGUCCCACGGGAGAAUGGAGCAUUGAUGGUCGCAAACACGAGGCUGAGAAAGCACUGGGAGAGUUUCCAGAGAAAGAGUUGCAGAUCCAGCAGAUGGAGGUCCAAGGUCAGAAAGUUCUACAAAGGACUUCGCAGAAAGGAGAAGUCCACAUUGUGGAAGAUAUGAAGCGUCUGAAAGAGUCCUGGUUGAACUUGUGCAAGAUGAGUGUCAACAUUCACAGGCUGCUGAAUGGAUCCACAGAACAGGGGACUGUUCCUGACAUGUGGGGCCUCAACACUUUAGAAAUGGCAGAGGUGGUGGAUGGUGGUCACCAUUCCAAAGGUCACCUCCUAACGCCGAGACAGGAAGAGCUUCCCAAAGAAGUAACCGACCAAGAAAGUUCUGACCGAAGCAGAGGAGCCUUUGUACACUUCAGGCAGAAAGAUGGUGCAAUGGUGAGCAGGGAUCAAUUCCAGUCCAAAAGGAAACAGUUUGAGGCUUGGCUCAGCAGAGAGAAUCAACUCCUGUCAGGAAUCCUGAGCACCAAGCGAGGAACCCUGAAGAGCAAUCAAGUCCAGAAGCAACGAGACACACUGAAGGCUCUGAAGGCAGGAGUGAGUUGGGGUCAGGAGCAGUUCCAGCUUUUGCUGCAGGACAGGAGAGAGAGUCAGACUGGAUCAGGUCCAGCAGAAGAUGCCAGCUUUGAAGACCUUCGCUAUCGCUGGAUUCUCUACAAGUCCAAACUAAAGGAUGCCCGUGUCCCUCAGAAAAGGCUCCAUUCUCAGAAGCCGAGCUUGAUGCAGAGAGUUUGUCGACUGGCUCUUCCUCUGUGGCUCUUCUUCCUGGCCUUGCUGCUCAUCGCCUUCCUGCUUCCCCUCAUGGACAAAGACCACAGCUGCUCUCUCAGCAACAACUUUGCACGCUCCUUCAACAUGAUGCUGCGCUACUCUGGACCUCCGCCCACAUAACACAAUAUACAUACAUACAUACAUACAUACAUACAUAUAUACAUAUAUACAUACAUACAUACAUACAUACAUAUAUACAUAUAUACAUACAUACAUACAUACAUACAUACAUAUAUACAUACAUACAAACAUACAUACGUACAUACAUCUAUAUCUGCAUCCAUGAUGCUGCGCUACUCUGGACCUCCGCCCACAUAACACAAUAUACAUACAUACAUACAUACAUACAUAUAUACAUACAUACAUACAUACAUACAUACAUCUAUAUCUGCAUCCACGGCAUAUUUCCAGGCUACAGCAUCAAAUCAUGUCUUUUAUUACAGCCUUACAAAGAUAUGGACUUUAUUUUAAAAGAAAAAAUAGCAAAAUGCUUUUUAUACUUGAAUUUGUAUUUAAUUGAGUAUUUGAACUAUUUUAAUGUCAAACUCAGCCUCAUACUGAUGUUGUAUCGUCUACUUCAGGGGUCGGGAACCUUUUUGGCUUAGGGAGCCAUACAAGCCAAAUAUUUUAAGAAGUAUUUCCGUGAAAGUCAUAUAAAAAAAAAUUAAAGACAGAAUACAACUAAAUGUGUGCAUUUUUAUGUAAGACCAACAUUUUUAGAGUAUAAUAAGUCUCUCAUUCUUUUUAAUGACAUUGUUAUUCUGAAGCUAACCAACACGUAAAAUCCUUCUGGGGCGGUUUAGCUCGGUUGGUAGAGUGGCCGUGCCAGCAACUUGAGGGUUGCAGGUUCGAUUCCCACUUCCGCCAUCCUAGUCACUGCCGUUGUGUCCUUGGGCAAGACACUUGACCCACCUGCUCCCAGUGCCACCCACACUGCUUUAAAUGGAACUUAGAUAUUGGGUGUCACUAUGUAAAGUGCUUUGAGUCACUUGAGAAAAACGCUAUAUAAAUAUAAUUCACUUCAGUUCUUACCAUUAACACAACUUCUUGAACAGGUGCGGUAGAAACCGGGUGGUUGGAUUAAAAUGCAUGAGAAUGUUUUAUAUUUUGAACAUUAUUUUUAACACUGUGAUUACAAGUGGAAUUAUUUACUUAUCGUGUUAAGCAACGUCAGCUAAUAUUUAUCUGAGAGCCAGAUGCAGUCUUCAAAAGAGCCACAUCUGGCUCUAGAGCCAGAUGUUCCCUACCCCUGCUCUACUUGCUAAAUAUCACAGAGUAAGUCAGUCUUUUAGCUUUCAUUUCUUUUUAUUCAUCAAAACAUUUUCAAGUAACUGGAUGAGGCGACCUGGAGGAAGUGUGUCUGAUGCUUCAAUGAACUCAAAUCAUGGAAUUUUUUCAGAAUUGUUGAAGUGGAGGCACAUGAUUCCCAAACAGGCUGAAUAUUUUGAAGAUGGAAGCGUUUGAAUCAGAUGACAAAUGUGGGAGUUGUGGAACUUUGAAAAAUGCCUCAUUGACUUCAAUGGGAAUUUGCCCAAAAAUUAGGAAUUUCAGGAAAAGCAAGAAUUUUUUGGAAAAUGGUAAAAAACUGGAAUGAUCUGAAUUAGUUGAAAUGGUUGGUGUUGGCAUUUUUGCAAAUCAACUGAGAAAUGUUGAAGUUGUAACAUGUUGAAUUGAGAAAUGCUGUUACAGAAUUUCGGGAAAACCGGGAACUUUUCACGUUCAAAAACAACGUAGUUUUUGUCCCGAUUAAGAAGAAUGUUUGGAAGGUUGAAGUGGCUUGAAAAAUGUGGAAGGAGUAGACGCCAGAAAAAAAGGGUUUCAAAAAAACGGGAAUUCUGGAAAUUCCCGGAAUUCUUUUGAACUUUAAAAAAUAAUAGAUUGAAUGUCCAGGAUGAUUGGAAUAUUUUGAAAGUGGAAGGCUUUGAAUCGGUUGAAAAAUGUGGAAAUGGAAGUUUGAAAAAUAGCCAAUUCAUUUUGAAUGGGAAAAAUGUCCCAGAAAACCUGGAAUUCUGGGAAAUCUGAGAAUUUUGGGAAAAUGUAAAAAGGGAAAGCGCGCCGACUUUCCCAAAUAGGCCGAACAGUUUCAAGUUGGAACUUUUUGAAUCGGGUGAAAAAUGUGGAAGGUAGAGAGAGAGCGCCAACAUUUGGAGAAGUUUGUGAAGUCGAUGAAUUUUGUGUAGAAAAGUUUGUGUGAGUGCUUUGCAGCAUUCACACAACUAGGAGAAACAUCAGCAAGUGUUUGCAAACUAAGUAUUUCUUUGCUUUUCUGCCUUCAACUUCAGACCUCAAGUACCACACAUGAAGUACUUUUAUAUUCAUGAAGUACUUUUAUAUUCAUGAAGUACUUUUAUAUUCAUUUUACUUUUGACAUCAACAAUGUUGUCCUAGCUUGUGUAGGUUGACUCUUUUUGCUUUUUUUUUUUAAUAUGCGGGCUUGCAAUUCAUGUACUAGUACACACUACAUAUAUACAUAUAUAUAUUCUGCUGUGUGUACUAAUAUGUACUACUUCAUGUACUAUUGUGCUCAACAUUGUUUGAAAUGUCAUUUGCCAAAUGAGGAGAAUUGCCAUAAAUGAUGCUUUGCAAAAAGAAUAA